Molecule: messenger RNA, 135 nt
Organism: Dentiscutata erythropus
Lineage: Eukaryota; Fungi; Glomeromycota; Glomeromycetes; Diversisporales; Gigasporaceae
Source: the annotation of a GenBank genome assembly
AUGGUUUCUGGAAGAACGGGCAAAGAAGUAGAUGGAUGUUUACGACUGAUAAAAAAAACAAAAGUGGCUUCUGAUGGAACAAGUAGUGAUGAAAAUCGAGAUAUAAUCAUAGAAGUUAGUGGUUUGGUGAAAUGA